AGAGCAGGGAAAGUACAGAAUGAAGACAGGCGAGAGAAAGAGAGAAGUGGAAGAAAGGAGAAGAAGGAGAAGGUGGUGGAGGAGGAGGAAGAAGACGAAGAUAAACACGAGAAGGACGAGGAGGAGGAAGACAAAGCUGAACAGGAAGAGGAGGAGGAGGAGAGCGGUGACGGAGGCGACGGCGGGGUCAGCUACGCUCCGGCGACACUCUCCGCUCUCACGCUCCUCUCCAUCAAGCCCGUUGUCUUGACCGAUUUCCGACGUUCCUCUCGCGUUCUCAAGAGGAAGGAGGGGGAAAAGAAAGAGGAGGAGGAGGAAAAGGAGGAGGAGGAAGAGGAGGAGGAGGAGGAGGAGGAGGAGGAGGAGGAAGAGAGAGAGAGAGAGAGAGAGAGAAGAGAGAGAGAGAGAGAGAGGAGA
Messenger RNA from Penaeus chinensis, 417 nucleotides. RefSeq names its product histone H3.v1-like. The annotation marks the transcript as partial. The record is from RefSeq and is a predicted model, not a curated record. The transcript is spliced from 6 exons. NCBI's taxonomy places the organism in Eukaryota, Metazoa, Arthropoda, Malacostraca, Decapoda, Penaeidae.